Ramularia collo-cygni is the source of this 1908-nucleotide messenger RNA. RefSeq lists its product as uncharacterized. Lineage: Eukaryota; Fungi; Ascomycota; Dothideomycetes; Mycosphaerellales; Mycosphaerellaceae. The transcript has a single exon. The record is from RefSeq and is a predicted model, not a curated record. The coding region runs from base 1 to 1908 and encodes 635 amino acids.
AUGUCUCCCGCAUCGCUUCAUCUCUUUCCAGCUUCGACAACGACUGGUCCAUCAAGACUCCCAAGCCUACGAAAGACACAGAAAAAUGCCACCAACAAAGUCGCACCACCCUCGAGGGAGCUGAAGCUCAAUGGUGUUGCAUUUCAAGUUGUAUCCGCGCCCAGGGUCGCGCCAUCAGUAGAGCCCAUCCAACAUUCGCUUUUUUGUGCCCCCGAACCCGCUCUACCAUCUCCCGCGACAGUUGAUCUCACCGGUGUUUCUGCGCAAGCAAACAAGGGACCAGUGCGUAGGCAUAGCCGAACUCGCAGGCGAUCCAGCCAGAUAGCGAGCAGCCCCGAAACCAACAACAGUAACGCCGCACCUGGUGAAACGGACGAGCUCACAGCAUUACCUAUCAACACGCAAUUCGGUUCCUCAUCACCUCCCAGAAGGAUUCUUUCAUCGCAUCUCAGAAGACCAAACCCAAUCCAAACGGCUGCCCCAAUCGCCAGUCCCAAUAAUGGACUCGCCACACCAACCGACGAAAAUGACAGCCUAUCACCAUUGCCGACCAAGACACGCUUCACACCGCCAUCACCAUCGUUACCAGCCUACAGUCCUCCCAUGAGAUCGAUGUUUCCCACGUACGAUCCGCAGCGCCCUCUAGACGGACAGCGGUACUAUCCUACCUCACGUGCACAGUCACCGGCAGUAUUCACGGGCGAUCAUUCCGCUCAUAUCGCUAGCCCGGUUGAGAAAGCGCCUCUGAAACGCUAUGACUCUGGAGUCGGUCUGAUCAACGGCUACGAGCACAUUCCUGCUGCUGCCCAUGCCGAUCUUGAGGCCGUGUGGAAAGCUUCCGAGGAGGAAUAUCCCUGCGAUGGUCGCAAAGUCCAAUUCGGUCUUUACCAGCCCGAGGGUCAUGGCACUGCUCUUUCCAUUGGCACCUCCCAUGCAGACAUUGUAUACUCCCUCGAGAAAGACAUCACCAUCGAUGCUCCCGUUGACGUCCCCCAACCAAGAGAGUUCGCAGUGAAAAAGCAUUCUCCGACCUCUCCAUGCUCUUCUCCCGUGGCCCAGCUCAUCCUGCCUGCAAAGUCUGCCACAGCUGAGCGUCACAACACAAGCACCGCCAUUUUCCCGCGAAAAGCCGCCAUUGCAGCGAUUGAGUCCAUCUCAAACUCGCCACAAGCUGUUGCAAUCGCCACGUUCGAUCCUACCGCAGAUUCUCCAGAGGCCGCUCGAAUGGCUCAAAAUGCUGUCGCCAUGGCAUAUCGAAAUUACAGCUGCGAUUUGAUCAACAAGACUCGCAGGCAAGACAGUCUCGGCGGUGUCGUCGCGCAGUACGACUUGCGUCAUCCAGUACUGGGAACGUGUGCAGUUACCGUGACCAAAUCGCAAUCAGCGACGUCGUCCACGGGACCUAGAGCUAAAAUUGCUUUCCACCAUCCGUCUGCAACACCUGCCGCCAUCGAGGCCGACACGUUGAAUCUUGCCUUUCUUGAUUUCGCCCACAAUGCCUGUGUACUCGACAUCCCGGGGCUGAUUGCACUGGACAGUCACUAUGUCAUUGACACCGUUGUGUGUGCUCUCCUGGCAGUGGCGGUGAUUGAGAAUGAUGCUUUGGUAGCUGGUGCAGUGGUAUUCGAAGCUCCACCUCGAACUCCCUUACCGAGAGCUAAGAAACAAGCUAUUCAUACAACAGAAGCUUCGUCCUCGGACAUCUCGAAGAAAUGGUUCAAGCGGUCUGACUCGAAAAAGGAGACACAAAUGGUAGUCGUCGAGGACGAGAAGGAAGAGCAGGUCAAACUGCCUAUAAUUGCAAGAGGCGCAAUCAAAGUCGUUGGUCUCACAUUUAGAGUCGGGUUUUGGGGCGUGAAGGUCACAGCAAAGGCUGUCGUGGGUGCCGGAAAGGUAUUACUCAAGUAA